AAGUAUAAAUGUAUGAAUUCAAUUCAAAAUAAAUUCUCACAUAUACAACACACACACACAUAACUAAUCCAUGAGAUAUAUUAGCGAUGUGACAUGUGAUUAGAGAUAACUCAAUCUAAAAGAAAAAGCAAUCAUACUUAAAAUUAUAUAUCAAACGUACGCAGACGCAAGCGCAGUAAAAGAGAAUCAAAAUAAUCGAUCGUACGUCGUCAACAAGUAAGAGUUUCAAAUCAAUUUGAAAUUAGUCUAACGUUAAACUUUCAAUCAGAAGGAUGAAAAAUACUUCGGAAAAAUCUUCUAAACACAUAACAUCGUUAAAAAAUCGUGACAAAGAUAUCGAAUAUGCGAUAAAGUAUGGUCGUUUCGUACUCACGUCGAUUGGAAUUUGGCCUGAUAGAGAAAACAAAAUUCAAAAUUAUCUUUUAAAUUUUGGUAUAAUUACUGGUAAUCUUGUAUUAAGUUUCGCAAUAAUACCUUGCGCUUUGCACAUCAUUUACGAAGAAAAGGAUACUAAUUCGAAAUUAAAAUUAUUCGGUCUUCUAAUGUUUUGCGUUUGUGUGAUGAUCAAAUAUUUUGCUUUAUCAAUGCGCCGAUCUGAUAUCGUUCAAUGUAUCGAAUGUUUAAAAACUGAUUGGUAUCAGGUAAAACAUCAGAUACAUCGUGAAUUAAUGUUAAAAUAUGCAAAGAUUGGACGAAAUCUUACGAUGACCUGCGCCAUUUUCAUGUAUUCAGGAGGUGUCAUUUAUCAUACGAUUUUACCAUUUGCAAGUCCACGUAUGAUAGAUUUAUCUAAUCGUACAUUAAAACCAUUGGUUUAUCCAAGCUACAGUGUACUUUACGAUGUACAAAAAAGUCCUAUUUAUGAAUUUGUUUAUCUCGCUCAUUGCAUGUGUGGAUACAUGAUUUAUUCAGUAACAACUGGUGCUUGUGGUUUAGCAGCAAUUUUUGCAAUGCACAUUUGCGGACAAAUUGAAAUUUUAAUAACAUUGAUUGACGAUCUUGUUGAUGGACAAAAAUAUAAUUUUUCUAAGAUUUCUAUCGGUCAACGAUUAACUGAUAUUAUCAAACGACACUUACAUGUAUUACGAUUUAUUGCUAGUUUGGAAAAACUUUUGCAAGAAGUUUUUCUGAUCGAAUUUGCUGGUUCUACUUUUUUAAUAUGCUUAUUGGAAUAUUACUGCAUUAUGGAUUGGGAAGAAAAUAAUAAGAUUGGUCUGUUCACUUAUAUCAUAUUACUGAUUUCCUUAAGUUUUAAUAUUUUCAUAUUGUGCUAUAUUGGAGAAUCUUUAACAAAUAAGGUAAAUUACACAAGUAAAGUUGGUGAAAGAUUUUAUACAAUUGAAUGGUAUCGUUUAUCACCAAAACUAGCAUCAGGAUUAAUUUUAAUAAUUGCAAUAUCUAAUAAUCCUGUAAAGAUAACUGCAGGAAAAAUGGCUGAUUUAUCUUUGCUUACUUUCAGCAAUGUAAGUAUCUAAUAAUUAAUAAUAGAAUUAAAAAAAUAUAUU
Polistes dominula (European paper wasp) is the source of this 1505-nucleotide messenger RNA. Its product is annotated as odorant receptor 13a. Gene Ontology annotation, biological process: detection of chemical stimulus involved in sensory perception of smell; sensory perception of smell. Lineage: Eukaryota; Metazoa; Arthropoda; Insecta; Hymenoptera; Vespidae. Gene Ontology annotation, molecular function: odorant binding; olfactory receptor activity. The record is from RefSeq and is a predicted model, not a curated record. Gene Ontology annotation, cellular component: plasma membrane.